AUGGGUAGUCUUGAAGAGGAUGAUAUUCCUUGCAACGAUUUUCUUCGGUUCAGUAAACUGCUACACACCUGGCGCAAGUCAGAUGAUCGAAUAAACAAUGAAUUAAAUGCAGCUCUCCCCACUGCUUCGUUUUCUCAGUCCGUCGAUGCGGCACAACAGUGUUCUACGUUUUAUAACAAGCUCAUGGAUCUCCACAAGCGUCGCUUCAAUGCCAUCAAGCGAUGCAUCUCGGUGUCGACGGACCGCGUUAAGGAUCUGAAGCAGCAAUUAGAGAAGGACUCUGGCUCAACUAGCUUGUCCACUGCCAUUCGCAAGGAACAGCUUCAGCUGCGUCAAUUUAAUUCGGAGCUUCUUGAAGAGGAGAUCAUCCAGAAUUCUGCUCUCAAAGUGCUCUACGAGCGUUGCAGAGACCACUUCAACAGCACUGCCUUCGAGAAGUUCAAGUAG
Mesocestoides corti is the source of this 447-nucleotide messenger RNA. The record is from the annotation of a GenBank genome assembly. NCBI's taxonomy places the organism in Eukaryota, Metazoa, Platyhelminthes, Cestoda, Cyclophyllidea, Mesocestoididae.